UGCAUAUGAUAUGAUAUCCUUGUCUUUAUUAUUACUCCGGAUGCAGUCUAACCAGAAUCUGAUAAAGCUGCAAUGAAGGUGUUGUAAUUAGUUUCUGUGAGACAGAUGGGUUCAGUGAAGGAGAACUUGUGCUGAUUGGGCACCCUCCAUUACCCGGAAGCAGUGCUGCUUUUCCGCACUCCGGCCCGGGAUGGCGGUCUACCGGACUACGUGUGGUCUCUUCAGGCGCCUUUUCAGGGUUGAUGGUGUUCCACUUUUGAAUUAUGCUGCCAAUAAUAUGCUAACAGUAUGCCUAUGUAGGAAAAGGUUACUGCCAAUUUUUCCAUCAAGAAUUCAUUGGGGAUCUUCACACUAUUCCGUAGCUCCCUCGAUAACAGUAACAAAUGACCCUGAUACACUUUACAAGAAGAUCUCUGUGUUGGUAAAAGGCCACGAUAAAAUGGUACUGGAUAGCUAUGAAUAUUUUGCCACACUUGCAGCUAAAGAGUUGAACAUCACUGUUGAUAAAGUGUGUUCUAAGGAGGAAUGUGGGGCCAGAGAGAUGGUGUCUGCCAUUGACCUGUUGCUCCGGUAUGAGCCUCCAAAGAAAGUUGAUAGAUUGACACUUCUCAAAUCUAUUCACAUUUUCAAGAAACACAGAGUUCAAUAUGAGAUGAGGACACACUACAGAUGUAUAGAGCUCAAACAUUUGACUGGAUGCACUGCUGAUGUAUAUUUGGAAUAUAUCCAGCGCAAUCUUCCUGAAGGAGUCGCAAUGGAGGUGACCAAGACAAUGUUAGAAAAGGUACCUCACCAUCUUAAAGAACCUGUUUGGAAGACAGACCCUCCAGAAGAUGAAGGAAAAUCAGUUUGAUAUAACCAAUGGACAAUAUGUAUGACACCUUAUUUAAUGAGCUAUUACAAUACAAAAUAUUAAAGUUCAUUUGUCAAAGUGAUAUCUUCAAGUUGUAUUAUCUAGGCUGCAAUGUUAAAUAAUAAAGGUAAUAUUCUUGAAUUUGCCAAGACUACAAAACGGAAGAAAAGGAUUUAGCAGCUAAACAAAGAUGUUUACCCAUAUGUAAUUUCCACAAUGGCAAGCCAUUUGAAGCUAUAUUACACCCAAUUAAGUAAAUUUCCAUACAAUCACUGUUCCACUCAGGGAAACAUGGCAGAAAUUAGAACCUAACAAAACAAAGCCAGUAUGAAAUGAUAAUCUCUACCCACCAUUAAGAGAAGGGGGUUUAGAGUAAUAUUUCAGAUGAAAUACAGUACAGCACUACCACUACUUAAAGUAAUCACAGUUCCCAAGCUGGAAAUGGCACAUAAAAAUAUUUUCAAACUGCAUAAAAGUAGAGUUCAUGAUUCUUUACGAUAGAGAUCUUCAACCUCACGAGAUGUCUAGACAUAAUGCACGAGUAAUGGUUCAUUCAAGAUUUAAAUGUGCAUGAAGCAAUGAAAAGUAAUAUAAAUAAUUUGGGAGUCCAAGGAGUUACAGGAAUAUACAGUAAUGGCUUGAAACAUCUGUUCCAAGUAUUGUUGGCAGUCUAAACUAAAUUUCUUUGGCAGUUUUAUUAUUUGCCGCCCUUCUUUUUAUCAUCUCAUUAUUUUUUAUCUGUAUCCCACAAUAAAAAUUUUUAAUAAUAAAUGAUUUUAUA
Molecule: messenger RNA, 1634 nt
Organism: Mobula hypostoma (lesser devil ray)
Lineage: Eukaryota; Metazoa; Chordata; Chondrichthyes; Myliobatiformes; Myliobatidae
Gene: mrps10
Product: mitochondrial ribosomal protein S10
Exons: 8
Coding region: 191-853 (220 amino acids)
Biological process (GO): translation
Cellular component (GO): ribosome; mitochondrion; mitochondrial small ribosomal subunit
Molecular function (GO): structural constituent of ribosome
Source: RefSeq, a predicted model, not a curated record